This is a messenger RNA of Talpa occidentalis (Iberian mole), 3375 nucleotides long. It is a transcript of the gene KATNA1, whose product is annotated as katanin catalytic subunit A1. Gene Ontology annotation, biological process: microtubule severing. The transcript is spliced from 11 exons. NCBI's taxonomy places the organism in Eukaryota, Metazoa, Chordata, Mammalia, Eulipotyphla, Talpidae. The coding region runs from base 706 to 2181 and encodes 491 amino acids. The record is from RefSeq and is a predicted model, not a curated record. Gene Ontology annotation, molecular function: microtubule severing ATPase activity; microtubule binding; ATP binding. Gene Ontology annotation, cellular component: microtubule cytoskeleton.
AACUCCCCUAAAUGUUUUAGAAUGUGUACGAUAGAUUUUUGCCACAUAGUCACAAUACUAGAACACCACCGUGUCAAGAAGAGCCUUGUGAUGUUAUUCAGACAGGCCUGAAUGUCUCAACGUGCAACCUGUUUUCUUUUCCAAAGGAGAGGGUUUUUGUCAUCCGUGAGUUCUCACACAAGGAAACAGCGGCAACACGUUUUGUCUUGUAUGAAUACGAAUAACUUGUGGCCUGUAUCUUGCCCUCAAAAAAAAGGCGGUGCUUAUCAACUUUCCAACAUUCCUUAACUGUGAAAGGCUGUAUAAAGCUCCUUUAUGGCACUGGUUAUUCAAAAAGCUUUUACAUUAUGUCGAUUUAAUACUAGGCAGCUACAGAUUCUGCAUCUUACUUUCAAACUUCUCUCCCAGUUCUAACAAAUACUGAGGAUUAGAAUCUUUGAGAAUUGACUCUGUUAACAAUUUUAAAAUUUGUUUUACAAUGGUUGUUUUGCUUUGUUUUAAAAGCUACUUGACUGGUUAAAAAUAUGUCAGUGUUGAUAGCUGGCUAAAUAGGUCUGUUUGUGGUGUUUGUUGAUAUGGCUUGAAUAUGGCUUUCUAAUUACAUUUUACAAAGCAAAGAAACAGACAAAACCAAACCAAAACAAACCUUUGAUUCUGACUGCAGAACUGAAGUUACCAGAUGGAAGAAAGAGCUUGCAAGAGAGCAUGAGUCUUCUUAUGAUCAGUGAGAAUGUAAAAUUGGCUCGUGAAUAUGCGUUGCUGGGAAACUAUGACUCUGCGAUGGUCUAUUAUCAGGGUGUGCUUGACCAAAUGAACAAAUACCUAUACUCAGUCAAAGACACGUACCUUCAGCAGAAAUGGCAACAGGUUUGGCAGGAAAUAAAUGUGGAAGCUAAACAUGUUAAGGAUAUCAUGAAAACAUUAGAGAGCUUUAAACUUGACAGCACACCACUGAAAGCUGCACAACAUGAGCUUCCAGCUUCGGAGGGAGAGGUCUGGUCAUUGCCUGUGCCUGUUGAACGAAGACCCUCACCAGGACCUAGGAAGCGCCAGUCCUCUCAGUACAGUGACCCUAAACCACACGGUAACCGUCCAGGUACAACUGUCAGAGUUCACCGUCCAUCUGCACACAACCUGCACAAUGACAGAGGGAAAGCUGUUCGUUGUCGGGAAAAGAAAGAACAGAAUAAAGGAAGAGAGGAAAAGAACAAAUCACCUGCUGCAGUUACAGAACCAGAGACAAAUAAAUUUGAUAGUACUGGCUAUGAUAAGGAUUUAGUAGAAGCUUUGGAAAGAGAUAUAAUUUCUCAGAAUCCCAAUGUUCGAUGGGAUGAUAUUGCAGAUUUAGUAGAAGCUAAAAAGUUGCUUAAAGAAGCCGUGGUAUUACCAAUGUGGAUGCCGGAAUUCUUUAAGGGCAUUAGGAGACCAUGGAAAGGAGUGUUGAUGGUUGGCCCACCUGGCACAGGCAAGACCCUCCUUGCUAAAGCAGUAGCUACAGAAUGCAAGACAACAUUCUUCAAUGUCUCUUCUUCAACACUGACUUCCAAAUACAGGGGAGAGUCUGAGAAGCUUGUUCGUCUUCUGUUCGAAAUGGCUCGAUUUUAUUCUCCAGCAACCAUAUUUAUUGAUGAGAUAGAUUCCAUUUGUAGUCGCAGAGGGACUUCUGAAGAGCAUGAAGCAAGCAGAAGGGUGAAAGCUGAGCUGCUGGUUCAAAUGGAUGGUGUUGGAGGUGCUUCUGAAAAUGAUGACCCUUCCAAAAUGGUUAUGGUUCUGGCAGCUACUAAUUUUCCAUGGGAUAUAGAUGAGGCUUUAAGACGACGUCUUGAAAAAAGAAUCUAUAUUCCAUUACCAUCAGCAAAAGGCAGAGAGGAGCUAUUACGGAUAAGUCUUCGUGAGCUGGAAUUGGCUGAUGAUGUUGACCUUGCAAGAAUAGCAGAAAAUAUGGAAGGUUAUUCAGGUGCAGAUAUUACCAAUGUGUGCAGGGAUGCAUCCUUGAUGGCAAUGAGAAGGCGUAUUGAAGGUUUGACCCCAGAAGAAAUCCGAAAUCUUUCUAGAGAAGAAAUGCACAUGCCUACAACUAUGGAAGAUUUUGAAAUGGCUUUAAAAAAGGUUUCCAAGUCAGUAUCAGCCGCAGACAUUGAAAGAUAUGAGAAAUGGAUAUUUGAGUUUGGAUCAUGCUAAAUUCUCACACAUAAGCUGUGAGAAACCUGCCUUAAGUGUUUGGAUAAUAAUUAAAUGUAGUAUUUCAUUGCACCGAGUGCUAUAUUUUUUUAAACUUUCAUAAUGGUAAGAUUUUUUUAAAACCCUUAUGAUUCUGAAUAAAGGCAAUUUUUCAAAGCUGCCAAGCAUAUUGUAUUGCUUCAACAUUACCUAUUUUUUUUUCACUGACCACAAAUGUCGCAACACAAAUGCUGUCACUUAGCCAGGAAAACUGUCUCCAUAUGCACCUCCGAGCAGAGUGACUUCCCUUCUGGCUCUAGCUGCUGUUCCUGCUAGGGAAUGACUGCUUCCAGCGCCGUGGGCGCCAGUGGAUGACUGCAAGUCCUUAACAUUUUUACCAAUUAGGGCAAGAACCAUGCCCAGAGUGCCUGCCUUCCUGCCUGGUGUGAGGGUAGUUUUCCUUCUCCAGAGACCUUUAAAGAUGCGUUUUAUUGUGCAUCUGAAGGGGGGAAAAAUACACACCCACAACCUUACUUGACUUUAUUCUGCCUACACAAGAGGUUGUAUUACAGGCAAGUAGACAUUUCUGUGCCUGUGCUGCUCACUGUGCUGAUGAAACGCAUUUAACCCAUUUACCAUCUCAGCCAUGGAAGGGUUAAGACAGUGCCUGGCCUGGCCCCAUGUCCCACUAGUGAGAAGGCAGAACUGGAGUCUGCUGAUGGCACAGCCUCUCCUCCGUAAGUGGCCAUGGAACCUCCUACAUUGUUCUCACUAGAACCUGCAAGUUUAUACUGAGAGGAUGUUGUAAGACCCUGUCAGCCUAUGGAUAACAAGUGAUUUCAUGUAUACAGAGACAACACAGGAAAAGCACUUGAAUUGGAGGGGGGUGGAGCAUGCAAAGUGGACCAGCAUGUGCUGGCCUGAUCGGGCAGCUGGAUCAAUCCUUUUAGCUACUGCAUGGAGACCAGACCUGAAGAGAGCCUGCGCAGAAGCAGAGGACCACACGGGAGACAGUGAUCAUCUGGUAAAGUACCAGGACCAGUUAUCUAGCUGCUUCCCGACACACCCAAGGAAUCCCAAAGGCACCUCAACCUUAAUCUGUCCAAACCUGACCUGUGUUCCACAAGUUUGCCCCCUUUCUUUAUUAUCUGCAUCUGUGAAUGACACCAUCAUCUCUCCAAACUUCCUAGCCAAAAAUUCCUUAAGGUGUUUGUA